Molecule: messenger RNA, 1740 nt
Organism: Sordaria macrospora k-hell
Lineage: Eukaryota; Fungi; Ascomycota; Sordariomycetes; Sordariales; Sordariaceae
Biological process (GO): positive regulation of DNA-templated transcription
Cellular component (GO): nucleus
Molecular function (GO): transcription coactivator activity; zinc ion binding
Source: RefSeq, a predicted model, not a curated record
AUGUCGCAACAACAGCUUUCCCGGCUUCUCCCUCUGCCGGACGAAGACCUCAAGCAGGUCUUAGACUACGCCUCGACGCUUUCCAAGACAGAAGCUAUUGACCAUUUCACAAACCUCCUCGGUGACUCUCCCGCUGUCAUCGAUUUCAUCUCGACCUUUAACUCUCGUCGUGCCGAUCCCAAAGCGCCUCCAAAAGCGCCCGCCCUGUCCUCUGCUGCCCGAACACCAUCAGCACCAAGCUCAGCACAGAACUCGGCUCCGAAUUCAGACAUCGACCGAGUCCCGAAGACUCAACGCAAACCCCAGAAAAAGAAGGCACCACUACAAGCCCAACCUUCUCGACAAGUCACGAACUUUGCCCUUGCGCCAGGGACGAAGGCCUACAACAAGAAGGAUGCCGAUCUCGAAUACAUCUCGGCCUCCAAGUCAAAGCCGGCAACACCAUCGAACGAACAAGCAGGAGGGCCCAGCAAGCCGCCACCACCGUCAAAACCUACCGCGCAACCUGCUCAGCCUACACAAAAAGCACCACCAUCUGCCCACGGCACACUGGUCUCUGACCUAGGCAAGCCAAAGCCCAAAUCCAACCCCGUUUCUCGAACCUCGACACCCGGCCCGAGCAAUGGCAAAAACGCUGCCACGAAGAUUUCCAUAGCAGGCGGUACCCCCAUGCACGGCGCCUCCACCGCGCUCUCGGACCUCGACGACGCGAUCCGCCAACUCGAAAUAACCACCAACCCAACCCACACCUCCAACACAGCCUCCGGCAUCGCCUCUCGCCGCUGCAACUGCGUCGCAGCGCGCCAUCCCCUCUUGGCCGCCGCUCCAAACUGUCUAAACUGCGGCAAAGUAAUCUGCGUAAAAGAAGGUCUAGGGCCCUGCACUUUCUGCAACCACCCCUUACUCUCCCCCGCCGAAAUCCAGCAAAUGAUCAAAGAACUCAAAACCGAGCGUGGCCGCGAAAAGAUGGCCGCCGACCGCGCAGCCAACCGGAAGGCUGACGUCGGAGCUGUGCCCAAACCAUUUGCCCGACCGAGGGGAUACGGUGAUGAAUACGAGGAUGCGCCUACGUUGCAGGAGGCUGCUGCCAAGAUACAGGCUCAGCAGCAAGCGCAAUCAGCGAAACAAAAAGCCAUCGAGCAGCGAGAUAAGCUGUUGAAUUUCCAAGCGGAAAACGCGCAAAGAACAACAGUGCGGGACGAAGCGGCGGAUUUCGAUGUCAGCGCCAUGGGAGGUAGCAUGUGGGCUUCUCCCGAGGAACGGGCGUUAGCACUCAAGAAGCAGCAGAAGCUGAUGAGAGAAAUGGAGUGGAAUGCCCGACCGGAGUACGAAAAGAGGCAGCAGGUUGUUAGCAUUGAUCUUGUCGGGAAGAAGGUUCUCAGGAAGGUGACGACGGUGCAGAGACCUGCUACCCCCGAGUCCGAUCCUGAGGAAAACAAUCAGCCGAGUGUUCACCACGUUGCGCCAACGCAGAGGACGAGCGGUGGUGGUGCGUUUAGCAAGAAUCCGUUGUUGGGAGGCAUGAUUAAACCUGUUUAUGAACCGGCUGAUUCGAAAGAAAAGGGGGUGGAACAACUGGAAGGGAGGAGGGAUAAGAGUACAAGGUGGAGGAGGGUGCAGGAUGAUAGGGAUGAUAAUGAGGCUGUCAUUUUGGAUGGGGGCAUUUAUGGUGGAGGGAGGACUCAGGAUGUGAAGACGGAUGCGAUGGGUGGUGGGGAUGAUGAGCCUGCUUGUGGUUGA